CGUCCGAUGGCGGAUGCUGACAACACAGAAAUAGACUGACCUGAAAUCCUGUUGAAUCCCCUGUAUUUAAUAAGAACAUAUUCAAACUUUCUUUUAUUUGAAUUGCACACAUCUUUAUACAUCUAACCAUGAUGUAUGGUCAAGAAGAUGAGAUGGUGUAUGAGGCGGAGGAUGAAAGUGAUGAGAUCACUACGGACUUGUGGCAGGAGGCCUGCUGGAUCGUCAUCUCUGCAUACUUCGAUGAAAAGGGUCUCGUCAGGCAGCAGCUAGAUUCGUUUGACGAGUUUAUUCAGAUGUCCGUACAGAGGAUUGUGGAGGAUACGCCACAGAUUGAACUGAUAGCUGAGGCCCAACACAAAGCUGGUGUUGUUGAAUCACCGCCCCAAUACCUGUUGAAGUUUGAGCAGAUCUAUCUGUCCAAGCCUACUCACUGGGAAAAGGAUGGAGCGCCCAGUCCCAUGAUGCCGAAUGAGGCUAGACUGAGGAAUCUCACGUAUUCUGCCCCUCUGUAUGUGGACAUCACCAAGACAGUUGUGAAGCCAGAUGAAGACCCUGUGGAGACCCAGCACCAGAAAACUUUCAUUGGCAAGAUCCCUAUCAUGCUGCGGUCCACCUACUGCCUGCUCAGUGGACUAACAGAUCGUGACUUGACAGAGUUGAAUGAAUGUCCCCUCGACCCCGGCGGAUAUUUCAUCAUCAAUGGCUCAGAGAAAGUGCUUAUUGCCCAGGAAAAGAUGGCCACCAAUACUGUGUAUGUGUUCAGGCAGAAAGACUCCAAGUAUGCCUUCAAGACAGAGAUCCGUUCCUGCCUGGAACACUCGUCACGUCCCACCAGUACAUUGUGGGUCAACAUGAUGGCCAGAGGCGGGCAGGGAGCCAAGAAGAGUGCUAUUGGUCAGCGUAUCAUUUCCAUCCUACCAUAUAUCAAGCAAGAAAUUCCCAUCAUUGUGGUAUUCCGAGCCCUUGGCUUCGUGUCAGAUCGAGACAUCUUGGAACAUAUCAUCUACGACUUUGACGACCCUGAGAUGAUGGAAAUGGUGAAACCCUCGUUGGACGAAGCAUUUGUGAUACAAGAACAGAACGUGGCGUUGAACUUUAUCGGAGCUCGUGGAGCACGACCUGGUGUUACCAAGGAGAAGAGAAUCAAGUACGCUCGUGAAAUUCUACAGAAGGAGAUGUUACCUCAUGUGGGUGUCAGCGACUUCUGUGAGACGAAAAAGGCAUACUUCCUUGGGUACAUGGUCCAUCGAUUGCUGCUGGCUGCCCUGGGAAGGAGGGAGGAAGAUGACAGAGAUCACUACGGCAAUAAGAGGCUGGACCUCGCUGGACCUCUACUGGCCUUCCUCUUUAGGGGGUUGUUCCGUAACCUGAUGAAAGAGGUGCGGAUGUACGCACAAAAGUUCAUUGACCGCGGAAAGGACUUCAACCUCGAACUAGCCAUUAAAACAAGGAUUAUCACAGACGGCCUGAAGUACUCUCUUGCCACAGGCAACUGGGGAGACCAGAAGAAAGCUCACCAGGCCCGGGCUGGCGUAUCACAGGUGUUGAACAGGCUCACAUUUGCUUCUACAUUGUCUCACUUGCGGCGACUCAACUCCCCGAUUGGACGUGACGGUAAGCUGGCCAGACCCCGACAGCUCCACAACACACAGUGGGGCAUGAUAUGUCCUGCUGAGACACCAGAGGGAGGUGCUGUUGGCCUGGUGAAGAACCUUGCCCUCAUGUCCUACAUCUCAGUGGGAUCCCAGCCAUCCCCCAUCCUGGAGUUCCUGGAGGAGUGGAGCAUGGAAAACCUGGAGGAGGUGGCACCCUCGUCCAUAGCAGAUGCGACGAAGAUCUUUGUGAAUGGGUGCUGGGUUGGCAUCCACAGAGAUGCGGACCAGCUCAUGUCAACGCUGAGAAAACUCCGUAGAGAGAUGGACAUCAUUGUAUCGGAGGUAUCGAUGAUUCGGGAUAUACGUGACCGAGAAAUCCGUAUCUACACUGACGCGGGCCGUAUCUGCCGACCCCUGCUUAUCGUGGAGAACCAGAAACUUCUUCUUAAACAGAGCCAUAUUAAACAGCUUAAACAGAGGGAAUAUAACAACUACAGUUGGCAGGAUCUGGUCGCUAGCGGAGUGGUUGAGUAUAUCGACCCCCUGGAGGAGGAGUCCAUCAUGUUAGCCAUGACCCCCAACGAGCUGAACAAUGAGGAGGUGCAGUACUGCUCCACAUACACGCACUGUGAGGUCCACCCUGCCAUGAUUCUGGGUGUCUGUGCUUCCAUCAUACCAUUCCCUGAUCACAACCAGUCUCCUCGUAACACAUACCAGUCUGCUAUGGGUAAGCAGGCCAUGGGCGUGUACAUCACUAAUUUCCACGUGCGUAUGGACACCCUGGCUCAUGGACUCCUGUACCCCCAGAAACCCCUCGUCACCACACGAUCCAUGGAGUAUCUACGUUUCCGGGAACUGCCCGCUGGAAUCAACUCCAUUGUGGCCAUUGCUACAUACUCCGGCUACAACCAGGAAGAUUCUGUCAUCCUGAAUCAGUCUGCUGUUGAGAGAGGAUACUUCAGGUCGUUUUUCUUCCGUUCAUACAAGGAUUCAGAGUCGAAGAAAGGUCUGGACCAGGAGGAGAUAUUUGAGAAACCAACAAGGGAAACUGUGCAAGGAAUGCGACCUGCUAUCUAUGACAAGCUGGAUGAAGAUGGUAUUAUAGCCCCUGGGGUGAGAGUGUCCGGAGACGAUGUCCUGAUCGGGAAAACUCUUACACUUCCGAAGAAUGAGGACGAGCUGGAGGGCUCAGCACAGAGAUUUUCCAAGAGAGAUGCCAGUGUGUUCAUGAGACGCAGUGAGACGGGAAUCAUUGACCAGGUGAUGGUGACAAUCAACCAAGAAGGUUACAAGUUUUGUAAGAUUCGUGUGCGUACUGUGAAGACGCCGCAGAUUGGGGACAAGUUUGCCUCCAGACACGGACAGAAAGGAACCUGUGGCAUCACGUACAGGCAGGAGGACAUGCCGUUCACAUGCGAGGGAAUCACCCCGGACAUCAUCAUCAACCCCCACGCCAUCCCGUCAAGAAUGACAGUGGGUCAUUUGAUUGAGUGUCUCCAGGGGAAAGUGGCCGCUAACAAGGGCGAGAUCGGAGAUGCCACACCCUUCAAUGAUUCCGUCAAUGUACAAAAGAUCUCAAACCUCUUACACAAGUAUGGUUACCAGCAGAGAGGCAAUGAGGUGCUUUAUAACGGUUUUACCGGUCGUAAGCUAAAUGCCCAGGUAUUCCUUGGACCCACAUACUACCAGCGUCUCAAGCAUAUGGUGGAUGACAAGAUCCACUCGCGGGCACGUGGGCCACUUCAGAUCCUGAACAGGCAGCCCAUGGAGGGAAGAGCCAGGGAUGGUGGGCUGCGUUUUGGAGAGAUGGAGCGUGAUUGUCAGAUUGCCCACGGAGCGGCACAGUUUCUCCGGGAGCGACUGUUCGAGGCAUCAGACCCAUACAGAGUGCACCUGUGUAACAUCUGCGGCCUCAUCGCUAUCGCAAAUCUCCGUAACCAGACCUUUGAGUGCCGUGGAUGCAAGAAUAAGACUCAGGUGUCUCAGAUCCGUAUCCCAUACGCCUGCAAGCUGCUGUUCCAGGAACUCAUGUCAAUGAGCAUCGCACCCAGGAUCAUGGUCAUCUGAAAGCUUACUACCAAAAUCAAGGUCACCUGAACGCAUUACUACCCUAUUCAUGGUUACCUGAAUGCUAAACUGUGAUCUUCGUUGGCACCUGACGGUUCCCAAGCUUGUGCCCAAAAUCAUUGUCGCAACUCUGGCAUGGUGUAUUUUGACAGUGUUGAUAAUCUUGGUGCACGGGACGAAUGACCGUAAUCAGGGUCGUAAGAAGACUGAUUUGCAUGUUUUCAUUUUAUAUGUCAUGUUUGAGUUUUCAAUUGAAAAGUGAAUGGAAAAACUAAAAAAGGACAUGUAAAUAGAAAGAUUUGGAUUGUGCUGUUUAUAACAUGCAGAGUGAUGACUUUUGUCAUUUUGAUUUAAACACACUUAUGCCAAACAUGACAUUGGAACCGUUGUGAAAUAGCAGAGCCUCGUCUUACAUAUUGUACAGUGAAACUGUCUAAGUUCGGUCUCUAUAAAUCAGACAUAAAUUGUGGAGUUUUACUUGCUAAUGAAGUGUGUUGACAUUGGUGAAUGUCCGUUAAAUCAGCAAUCCCAUUAAAAUCAUACUGUGACUCUUUCUGUAUUUCAUUAUGCUGCGUACAUACUCGGGAGAAUAUUCACGAACUAUCUGACAGAAAAUUUGAUGUCGGGAAUCUGACUUUAAUGAGAAUGGUUGACAUCCAUUUCAAGAUUUGGUGCAAAAUCAUCAUAAAUCAUGCCAUUAUUUUACAUAGGAUUAAAAUAUGUACAAAUUGUUUCUCAAGUUGUUGACUUUGUAAAUCGUCACAAUUAUUGGGAAAAUGUUACAAUUUGAGUGAUCUUGAGUGAUCGUGUUCAAUUGUAAGUAUUUAUAGUAAAAAAGAUCUGUAAUUUUGUCAUUUGAUAGUAGUAAUUUAAAAAGUUUUAUUUUCCGAAUCUGGUUUGAGCUUUUUAACUAACUGCGGACAUACAACUUAUGAAUCAUUGUUAAAACUGCUGUGUUUUUCUGUGUAAAUAAAGCAUUACCGUUGAUAAAACUG
This is a messenger RNA of Mya arenaria, 4657 nucleotides long. RefSeq names its product DNA-directed RNA polymerase II subunit RPB2. Bases 129 to 3662 code for a protein of 1177 amino acids. Gene Ontology annotation, biological process: DNA-templated transcription. The transcript is spliced from 25 exons. The record is from RefSeq and is a predicted model, not a curated record. Gene Ontology annotation, molecular function: DNA-directed RNA polymerase activity; DNA binding; ribonucleoside binding. NCBI's taxonomy places the organism in Eukaryota, Metazoa, Mollusca, Bivalvia, Myida, Myidae. Gene Ontology annotation, cellular component: RNA polymerase II, core complex.